Messenger RNA from Drosophila takahashii, 1716 nucleotides. It is a transcript of the gene Dgkepsilon, whose product is annotated as diacylglycerol kinase epsilon. Gene Ontology annotation, molecular function: ATP-dependent diacylglycerol kinase activity. Lineage: Eukaryota; Metazoa; Arthropoda; Insecta; Diptera; Drosophilidae. The record is from RefSeq and is a predicted model, not a curated record.
UGUUAUCGAAAGGGGCCCCACCUCUAGUCGACGGGGCAAAAACAAACGACUGCGUGAAAAUGCCAAAUUACCAGGAUAUUUAGCGUAAUUGGGGAUUCUCUGCGCGGGAGCAUGGACAUAGCCACCAUCGAGCUGAGCGUCGAGGCGCUGAUUGGGUCGCUCCUGGCCCUGGGCGUCCUGUUCGCCUUCUGUCGCAGUCUGCUCGCCGAGGACUUUGUGAGCACCUUCAAAACACGUCACAGCUGGAAAUCGAUAAAGGUCUUGGAGCAGGCCUGCUUCUGCAACGUCUGCGAGAUCCUGCUGACCCCCUCCGCGGGACUCUUCUGCGACUGCUGCGGCCUGUGCACCCAUGCCACGCCCCCCUGCCAGCGAAGGGCGGAUAGGGAGUACCGCUGCAAGGACAAGUGGCUGCGCAACGAGUCCUCCGUGCGGCACCUGUGGGUCCACGGCAACCUGCCCAUGGGCGUGCAUUGCGCCGAGUGCCAGGAGGAGGUCGAUCACCAUGUGGCCACCGAACCGGGAUUGUAUGGCUGGCGGUGUGCCUGGUGCCAGCGGUGCUACCACAACGAUUGCUACUCACGCGUGGAUUCCAAGGGCGCCUGCGACUUUGGCGAGUUCAGGGACAUGAUCUUCCCGCCCUACAGCUUCGUGGCCGCCCGGACCAGGGACUCGAUGCGCCUGCACCUGGCCAGCAUCACGCCGCCGGACAUCGAGAACUGGGAGCCACUGAUUGUGAUUGCCAACACCAAGUCGGGCAGCAGCACGGGCGCCAAUGUGCUGUCCCUGCUGCGCGGCUACCUGCAUCCGCUGCAGGUGAUGGAGCUGGGCUCGCGCGGUCCCCAGGACGCCCUCCAGUGGGCGGCCAAGGCCAGUCCGCGACCAUGUCGCAUACUGGUGGCCGGCGGCGAUGGCACCAUCGGCUGGGUGCUCAAUACCAUUUAUGCGCUGAACAUCAAGCCCCAGCCCUCGGUGGCCAUCAUGCCGCUGGGCACUGGCAACGAUUUGUCGCGAGUUCUGGGCUGGGGAGCCGAGCCCCCCUCGGUUCUCGAUCCUGUCGAAAUCCUGCGCAGCAUACGGCGUGCCCGAUCCGUGAAUCUCGACCGCUAUGACCUGCAGAUCGAGAAACUGCACUACCGGCUGCCCAUCCAGAGGCAUCCCACGAAGACCAUUCAUGUGUACAACUAUUUCAGCGUGGGCGUGGACGCGUUCAUCACCUACAACUUUCACAAGACGCGCGAAUCUCGAUUCUAUCUGCUCAGCAGUCGGAUAUUCAAUAAGCUUCUGUACUUCACCUUUGGAACGCAGCAGGUGAUGCAACCGGGCUGCGAGCACCUCGAGGAGAAGCUGACCCUGUACCUGGACAACAAGCCAGUGCAACUGCCGGAGUUGCAGGCACUGGUGUUCCUAAAUAUCGAUUCCUGGGGAGCUGGCUGCAAGUUGUGCGAGCUGAGCAACUCGAAUGGCGAAGUGCGAAUGGUGAACUCCAUCUCCGAUGGCCUGAUGGAGGUGUUUGGCAUUGUCUCCUCCUUUCACAUCGCCCAGCUGCAGUGCAAUAUAAGCAAGCCGGUGCGAAUUGGCCAGGCCAAGCAAAUAAGGCUGCAAGUCAAGGAGACGGUGCCAAUGCAGGCGGAUGGCGAACCCUGGAUGCAGAGUCCUGCGGACAUACGUUUGUCCUCGCGCAGCCAGGCCCGCGUUCUCAAGCUGGCCGCCACCUAA